AUGGAGGCUGUAGAGGUUGUUGGAGGUUGUUGGAGUUUUUUGGAGGUUGUGGAUGUUGCUGUGGAGGUUACUGUGGAGGUUUUUGGAGGUUGUGGAGGUCACAGCGGCGUGAACCAACUGGGAGGCGUCUUUGUAUCCGGCAGACCAUUGCCUGACACUACCCGGCAGAAAAUCAUCGAACUUGCUCACUCCGGGGCCAGACCUUGUGAUAUCUCCAGAAUUCUCCAAGUCUCCAACGGUUGUGUCUCCAAAAUUCUCGGCAGGUACUAUGAGACAGGCUCCAUCAGCCGCGCAAUCAGGGGUUCCAAACCUCAGGUGGCCACGGCGGUAACCAGGACCAGUUCAGAGAAUGCCUCAAUCUUCGCCUGGGAGAUACGUGACCGGCUCUUAUCUGAAGGAGUUUGUUCCGCUGAUAACAUACCCAGUGUAAAGGAGAGGCAGACGAUAGGUGUAAGUGGAGGGAAUUCUACGGGCAGCAGUAACCCCACUACGCCCACGCCCACGCAGGAACCCAUGUAUGACAAGCUACGACUUCUCAAUGGUCAAUCGACGUGGCCCCGCGCCCAAUGGUAUAGCGGUCCGGUCAGUGACGUCACUACACUCCCCGUCGACUCGUCUCAAUCUACACCCUGUGUCCAGCCCGGCCUACCUAAGAAGAGUGACGCCGGGGAACUGAGUGAGGAUAGCAACGCCGGCAGUAGUGAGAACAGUAGCAGUGAAGACCAGGCCAGGUUACAUCUGAAGAGGAAACUACAGCGGAACAGGACCUCAUUCACCAACGAUCAGAUUGACAGCUUGGAGAAAGAGUUCGAGCGGACGCAUUAUCCAGAUGUGUUCGCGAGGGAGAGACUGGCAGCCAAAAUUGGUCUUCCAGAAGCUAGGAUACAGGUUUGGUUCAGUAAUCGACGAGCAAAAUGGCGACGUGAGGAGAAACUACGAAAUCAGCGGAGGGCGGCCGAGGGUGUAGCGCCAUCCUCCCCUACAAGAAUUAUCAACAACCUCUUCACGCCCACACCCAUGUACACGCCGUUACCGCCUCCGCCCAUGUCCGUUGCUGAUACAUAUGGGUCGAUGGCUGGGGCUGGUUUCGGUAUGCCGUCAAGCGUUGGCCCUGUAGCGUCUAGUCCGAACUGCCUGCCACCCCAACAACCGCCUACCGUCGUCCACUCCGGUAGUCCAGGCGCCGGUGGAAUGACCCUUACAAGAGACAACUCUCACGCCCACAAUCCUUACAUGAGCCGCCCCACUUAUGAUACCCUCUACACCCACGCCCGAGCUCCCACCUGCCCGCCCAUGUUGUAUCACCCAGCCUCUCACCACCACCAGUCUCCAAACACGCCAACACCACCCAACUCCCAGGCUGGUCUGUUGUCUCCCGGUGUGUCUGUACCGGUAGCUGUACCGGGCCAACACCACGACAUGAACACCCAGUACUGGACCCGUCUUCAGUAACUGGGAGUGACCACCAGGGAGCCAACACAGGGAUGAGAACUCUUCACAAGUGGCAGGGUAGUGAGGCUGACCACUCCUCCACACUGCACUGGAGUCAACACUUAGGUGGAAUCUUUAUCACAACAAGAUCCUGAAACAUUAAUUAAGGAAAGGAUUUUAAUAUGAACAUCCAGUGUGGGAAGUGUUGGCAGGAUUUCCCCGGUGCCACCAAGUGAUGGAAAAUGCCCACGGAGUGAACAGAACUUAGUGGGUGUAUCUGCAGUAAUUACUCCUGGUAGCAAGAGACUCGCCACUGACGCAGCUUCUAUAUUAACACUGUCUCGCCAACGCAGUGCUGCUUGUGAUGCCUGAGGUUGAUUUUCUUCACGUAUAUUCAUAAUACAUUCAGUCUUUUUCAACUUACUGUGGCCGCCAUGAUUGUUAUGGUUGUGACGCCAUGAUGGAUGGUUAUACACAGGUACACAGUCCCUCACAACAUACACUGUCAUGGUCGACUGCAGUACAAAGCCUUCCCAUACAAUUGACUGAAGAAAAAAAAUAUAUAUUUUUUAAAUUUCAUUAUAUAUAUUGUAUUUCGGUGAAUAUUUACUAGUCUCAAGGUUCUUAUAAUGAUACAUUUUAGUCAUGUUUAUUUUUUAAAUUUAUCUAAAACAAAUUAUUUACAUUUAGAAUUUAGAUUUAUUUUAUGAGACGAAAUUUGCUGUUGAAUGUGUGACUACUGAAGGUUGAAGAGCUGUAUGACCGCUGCUACAACACCCAGUCCCUCACCUGAGACACUGAGAAACAAAACAGUGAUAACAAAAACAUAUUACUCAAAUUAAAGGAGUUACAGUGAAUAAAUUACAGUGAAUCAUUUACAGUGAAUAAAUUACAGUGAAUCAUUUACAGUGAAUAAAUUAUAGUGAAUAAAUUACAGUGAAUCUGUUACGGUGAAUCAGUUACAAUCCCUUGAAGAGAAAUUAUUUACCAAAACCAAUCACUAGAACAAUAUAUUACUCCUGUGAAGACCAAAUCAGUGUCCUGGACCCCC
Molecule: messenger RNA, 2482 nt
Organism: Homarus americanus (American lobster)
Lineage: Eukaryota; Metazoa; Arthropoda; Malacostraca; Decapoda; Nephropidae
Product: paired box protein Pax-6-like
Biological process (GO): regulation of transcription by RNA polymerase II; anatomical structure development
Molecular function (GO): DNA-binding transcription factor activity, RNA polymerase II-specific; RNA polymerase II cis-regulatory region sequence-specific DNA binding
Source: RefSeq, a predicted model, not a curated record